AUGUCAACCAGAAAGCAUGUUAAUUUUACUGUUGCACAAAAAAGAGAUCUUUGUGAACAAAAACAAAAAAACCUACUUAUUAAUGAACUAGAUGUAUUGAUUACUGAUCAAGAAGACUAUAUAUUGGAAGAUGAACUCGAAACACUAAUUGCUAACUUAUUAAUAGAUAGUUCUUUUAGUACUAAUGAGUAUAUUUGUAUUGAAAACAAUAAGAUUAAAGGUGGAUUAAUAAAUGAAGAAAUUUUAAAGCCAAUAACUGAUAAAGAUAAAAAAGAAAAUGAACCUAUAAAUAAUAAGAUUGUAGAGUUAGAAAAAAUUAAUAAUACAGAAACAGAAAAGACUGUAAAUAUGGUAUUGAGAUUUUUAUUUGAACAAGAAGUAGAUUUUGAUAAAGUUGAAAAUAAAGUAAAAGUUUUAAAAAGUUUGCAUAGAAGGAUUAGAUUAAGUUUUAUUAAGAAUUUUAAACAG
Molecule: messenger RNA, 468 nt
Organism: Cetraspora pellucida
Lineage: Eukaryota; Fungi; Glomeromycota; Glomeromycetes; Diversisporales; Gigasporaceae
Source: the annotation of a GenBank genome assembly